Gongylonema pulchrum is the source of this 366-nucleotide messenger RNA. NCBI's taxonomy places the organism in Eukaryota, Metazoa, Nematoda, Chromadorea, Rhabditida, Gongylonematidae. The record is from the annotation of a GenBank genome assembly.
AUGAUGAGAAAAGUGUGGGGCAGUAGUAAUGGUGCACUGAGGACGUUAUGCAUUCUGCUGCUGCUUGCUGCUUGCGUGGUGCGCGACGCUGGUGGCACUCCGGCCGAUCUGGACAACGAAUUUGCCGAGUUUGAGGAUAUGGAAGAAAUCAACGAGGAGGACGACCUCCUCACAAAACCGCUCACCGAGCAGCAGCUGCCCGUCAAAACAGCCCCUCCCCGCAACAAGUUCGGCGACGAGGAGGAAGUGGAAUUCUCAAAAAUCACCAAAAAAGAUGAGCCGGAACGCAGCGAACGAAAAGCACCGCAACAGCUUCGAUUUGCCGAUGUGAGUGUAUUUCCAAAUUCACGAAAAUUUCUUUUAUGA